AUGGCAUCUGAUGAUGAAGUAGAUGGAUCCUUUGCAGGUGACGAGGAUGUAGAGGAAGGUGAAGGUCAGAAUGAUAACUCAGGGGAGAGUGAUGAAGCUCCACCUAAAGAAGAUGAUGACUAUUCUCCUGAAGAUGGCAGAAAGAAAAAGAAAGGAAAGAAAAGAAAAGCCAGAGGAGAAGAAAAGAAGGGUAGGAAGAAAAAGAAGAAGCGCAAAAAUGAAAGUGAAGAAGAUGACGACUUCGGUCUGGAGAUCGAAGCAGAGGGCGACAGUGACUACGCGCUGAGCGCAGUGUCGUCCAGCAAGAAGUCGCGCAAGGGCCGCGGCAGCAAACACAACAUGUCAACUCCAGUUGCGUCUGACUCAGGCUCUGGAAUGCCCACAGUUGAAGAAGUAUGUUCUUCAUUUGGACUUACUGACGUAGACAUUCAGUAUUCUGAAGCUGAUCUCGAAAAUUUGACCAGUUACAAGCUGUUCCAGCAGCACGUUCGUCCGCUCAUCGUAAAGGAAAAUCCUAAGGUGCCAGUGUCAAAGCUGAUGAUGCUAGUGGCGGCCAAGUGGCGGCUGUUCUGCGAGACCAACCCGCACCUGGACGGCGGCGGUGGCGGCGGCGGGCAGCCGGGCUCGGAGGAGAACACCAACACGUCCACCGCCUCCGACUACGCGCCCAAGCGCCCGGCGCGCGCGCCCAGGGAGCCCAAGAUCGAGGACUCGAUAGAGGAGCCGGAGGAGGAGGAGGAGGAGGGCGGCAGCGACGAGGGCGCGCCGGCGCCGCGCAAGCGCGGGCGCAAGCCCAAGCAUGCGGGCGCGGCGCGCGGCAAGCCCGGCCGCAAGCCCAAGCUGCCUACGCUCAAGAUCAAGUUCAGCAAGCGCAAGCGCACCAGCAGCGAGGAAGAUCAGGAAGGCAGUGCAGGAGCAAACACAGACUCCGAUGCAGAAUUUGAACAGAUGCUAGCUGAAGCUGAGCCCAAACAAGCUACUAGUAAUACAGAUGAACCCACACCACCGAAAGAAGAAGAUCCCAAUGUACCUCAGCAGCCAAAAAAGAAGGCUAAAACAAAAAUUGGAAACAAGAGUAAGAAGAAGAAGAAAAUGCGGACAACAAACAAAUUCCCUGAUGGUGCUGAAGGGGAACAGGAACAUCAAGAUUAUUGUGAGGUUUGCCAACAAGGAGGCGAGAUUAUCCUCUGCGAUACUUGUCCAAGGGCCUACCAUUUGGUAUGCUUGGAUCCCGAUUUGGAAGAGACUCCAGAGGGAAGGUGGUCUUGUCCUCAUUGUGAGACUGAAGGCAACCAAGAGCAAGAAGAUGAUGAUGAGCAUCAGGAGUUCUGCAGGAUUUGUAAAGAUGGUGGGGAGUUGCUUUGUUGUGAUUCCUGUCCAUCUACUUACCAUCGCUUCUGCCUUAAUCCGCCCUUGGAGGAGGUGCCUGACGGAGUAUGGAAAUGUCCUCGAUGUAGUUGCCCACCAUUAGACGGCAAGGUGUCGAAGAUUUUGACGUGGCGAUGGAAAGAGCUACCGCCCAAAUCCAAGGCACCACGAACCAGGGAGUUCUUUGUAAAGUGGCACGAGCGAUCUUAUUGGCAUUGUAGUUGGAUCUCGGAAAUACAGUUGGAUGUGUUCCAUCCGCUGAUGUACCGUUAUUACAUGCGCAAAUCGGAUCCUGAAGAACCACCCAAAUUGGAGGAGCCGUUGGAAGAGCGCGAAGGUCGCAAGCAUCGCAAUAAGCACAAACAAAACCACCAAGAACAGGACUCUGAUGAGAAGAUGUUGGAAGAAAAAUAUUACAGAUAUGGCGUGAAACCAGAGUGGUUGAUUGUGCAUAGAGUAAUCAACCACAGGACGUCUCGCGACGGCACCACGUACUUCUUAGUGAAGUGGCGUGACUUGUCUUACGACCAAGCCACCUGGGAGUCUGAGCAUGAAGAUAUUGCUGGGCUAAAAGUUGCCAUGGAAUAUUAUCAGGAUAUGCGUGCCUUCAUUACAUCUGAAGGUAAAACUAAAGGAAGUAAGGGCAAGAAAGCGGGACGUAAGAGUAAGAACAAGGAUAAUAUUGACGACGACGAAAGCAGCAGUGGAUUGCAAAUUAAAGGCAAAAAAUAUAACCCUCCACCAGAUCGCCCCACAACCAAUCUCAAUAAGAAAUAUGAAGACCAACCACCAUUUGUAUACGAAACUGGAAUGCAGCUUCAUCCGUACCAGCUUGAAGGUCUCAACUGGUUGAGGUACUCAUGGGGACAAGGCAUCGAUACCAUCCUGGCCGACGAGAUGGGUCUCGGAAAAACUAUUCAAACUGUAACAUUCCUGUACUCACUGUUCAAAGAGGGCCACUGCAAAGGUCCGUUCUUGGUGUCUGUGCCGCUAUCAACAAUCAUUAAUUGGGAGAGAGAGUUUGAACUGUGGGCCCCAGAUUUAUAUUGCAUUACGUAUGUAGGUGAUAAAGAUUCCAGAGCUGUGAUCCGUGAGAAUGAGCUCACAUUUGAUGACGGCGGUAACAGAGGCGGGAGGCCGUCUAAGAUAAAAUCUCAAGUGAAAUUUAACGUUCUUCUAACAUCUUAUGAACUUAUAUCCAUUGAUUCUACUUGUCUUGGUUCAAUCGAAUGGGCUGUGCUUGUAGUAGAUGAAGCUCACAGGCUUAAAAGUAAUCAAUCCAAAUUCUUUAGGCUUCUGGCUGGCUACCAUAUUAAUUAUAAACUACUUUUGACUGGAACCCCUCUGCAAAAUAAUUUAGAAGAACUCUUCCAUUUGCUUAACUUCUUGAAUAAGGAUAAGUUUAACGACCUAGCUGCUUUCCAAAACGAGUUUGCGGAUGUUUCCAAAGAGGAGCAAGUAAAGAGGCUGCACGAAAUGCUGGGACCGCACAUGUUGCGACGUCUCAAAGCUGAUGUACUGAAAAACAUGCCGGCUAAAUCUGAGUUUAUCGUGCGUGUGGAAUUGUCGCCGAUGCAGAAGAAAUAUUACAAGUACAUCUUGACAAGGAAUUACGAGGCAUUGAAUCCAAAGAGUGGUGGUCAGACUGUGUCCUUACUCAAUGUUAUGAUGGAUUUGAAGAAGUGUUGCAACCACCCUUACUUGUUCCCCGUGGCUGCUGAGGAAGCGCCUCUCGGACCUCACGGAAAUUAUGACACUCAAGCGCUAAUUAAAGCAUCUGGUAAGCUUGUCCUCAUGUCCAAAAUGUUGAAACAACUAAAAGAGCAAGGCCACAGAGUGCUUAUUUUCUCUCAAAUGACAAAAAUGUUGGAUAUUCUCGAAGAUUUCUUAGAAGGUGAAGGCUAUAAGUAUGAGAGAAUCGAUGGUGGUAUCACUGGAACAAUCAGACAAGAAGCUAUCGAUAGGUUUAACGCACCGGGUGCGCAGCAGUUUGUGUUCCUGCUCUCAACAAGGGCUGGCGGUCUGGGUAUUAACUUAGCAACUGCUGAUACUGUAAUCAUCUAUGAUUCUGAUUGGAAUCCUCAUAACGAUAUUCAAGCGUUCUCGAGAGCCCAUCGUAUCGGGCAAGCCAACAAAGUCAUGAUUUACCGAUUCGUAACACGUAACAGUGUAGAGGAGAGAGUCACUCAAGUAGCAAAGAGAAAGAUGAUGUUGACUCACUUGGUGGUGCGUCCCGGUAUGGGCGGUAAAGGUGCUAAUUUUACUAAACAAGAAUUAGAUGACAUCUUACGAUUCGGUACUGAAGAACUUUUCAAAGAAGAGGAAGGUAAAGAAGAAGCUAUUCAUUAUGACGAUAGAGCCGUCGGAGAGCUACUCGAUCGAUCUAAGGAGGGUAUUGAACAAAAAGAAUCUUGGGCUAAUGAGUAUCUUAGCUCGUUUAAAGUGGCUAGCUAUUCUACCAAAGAAGGCGAUGGUGAGGAGGAAGUGGACACUGAGAUUAUUAAACAGGAAGCCGAAAAUACUGAUCCUGCUUACUGGAUAAAACUUCUGAGGCAUCAUUACGAACAGCAUCAAGAAGAUCAAGCUAGGACCCUCGGUAAGGGUAAACGAGUACGUAAACAAGUUAAUUAUAACGACGGUAGUGUUGCCCAAACUGAAAACAGAGAGGAUACAACUUGGCAAGAGAACGGAUCCGAUUAUAAUUCUGACUUCUCUCAGGGAAGCGAGGAUGACAAAGAAGAUGAUGACUUUGACGAAAAGAAUGACAACGGUGACCUUCUUAGUCGUCGUAGCAAGAGGCGCCUUGAGAGGCGUGAGGAGAGAGAUAGGCCCCUACCACCGCUACUUGCUCGCGUUGGUGGUAAUAUGGAGGUACUCGGGUUUAACGCUCGACAGAGAAAGUCAUUUCUCAAUGCUAUCAUGCGAUACGGUAUGCCGCCACAGGAUGCGUUCAACUCGCAGUGGCUAGUGAGGGAUCUUAGAGGAAAGUCCGAACGUAACUUCAAAGCCUACGUAUCUCUGUUCAUGCGGCAUUUGUGCGAGCCGGGUGCGGAUAAUGCUGAAACAUUUGCUGAUGGCGUACCCAGAGAAGGGUUAUCGAGACAACACGUAUUGACGAGGAUCGGCGUCAUGAGUCUUAUUAGGAAGAAAGUGCAGGAAUUUGAACAUAUCAAUGGAUAUUACAGCAUGCCGGAACUUAUUCGUAAACCAGUUGAACCAGUGAAGAUCGCGGGCGCUGAAAGUGCCGCGCCGAGCCCAGCUCCUUCGACUGCGACUCCCAUUACCUCCGCCGCGCCCUCGCCUGCCCCCACUCAAGUGACACCAGCUCCCGGACAAGCACCAACCCCUCCUGGUGGCUCUGAAAAGGAUGAAAAGGAGGAACCAAAGGACGAGAAAUCUGACUCUAAAGAUAGUAAAGAUAAAGAUGAACCAAUGGAUACCAGUGAGAUUAAAGAAGAAAAAGAAAAGGAUGACAAGGAUUUAUCAAAGGAUAUUAAAGAGGAGGUGAAAGAAGAAAGACGCAUGUCAGUUGACGAGGAGCCUAAGGAGGAGGAGAAGUCUGAAAAAAAAGAAGAAGACAAAGAGGAGAAAGUUAAGGAAGAGGCCAAAGAAGACGAUAAGAAAGAGGACGUGAAGAGUGAUAAGGCUGAAUCCGAGGGUUCAGAGAAGCCGAAGGAUGAGAAGAAGGAGGAAGAUGACGAUGAUGUAGUGCUAGUUAAAGAGGAGGAGGAUCUCAAGGUGGAGCGGCGUAAGUUUAUGUUCAACAUCGCGGACGGCGGGUUCACGGAGCUGCACACGCUGUGGCUGAACGAGGAGCGCGCGGCGGCGCCCGGCCGCGAGUACGAGAUCUGGCACCGGCGGCACGACUACUGGCUGCUGGCCGGCAUCGUCACGCACGGCUACGGCCGCUGGCAGGACAUACAGAACGACCUGCGCUUCGCCAUCAUCAACGAGCCCUUCAAGAUGGACGUCGGCAAGGGCAACUUCCUUGAAAUCAAGAAUAAGUUUUUGGCCAGGAGGUUUAAGCUGCUGGAGCAGGCGCUGGUGAUCGAGGAGCAGCUGCGGCGCGCGGCGUACCUCAACCUGACGCAGGACCCGAACCACCCCGCCAUGUCGCUGAACGCGCGCUUCGCCGAGGUGGAGUGCCUCGCCGAGUCGCACCAGCACCUCAGCAAGGAGUCGCUCGCCGGCAACAAGCCCGCCAACGCCGUGCUGCACAAGGUGCUGAACCAGCUGGAGGAGCUGCUGUCGGACAUGAAGUCGGACGUGUCGCGGCUGCCGGCCACGCUGGCGCGCAUCCCGCCGGUGGCGCAGCGCCUGCAGAUGUCGGAGCGCUCCAUCCUGUCGCGCCUCGCCGCCACCGCCGGCAACCCCGUGCCCUCCGCGCAAAUGGCGCAGUUCCCCGCCGGGUUCGGCGCGGGCGGCGCGCUGCCGGGCUUCUCGCCAGCCGCCGCCGCCGCCAACUUCACCAACUUCCGCCCGCAGUACUCCGUGCCCGGCCAGCCCGCCACGCCCUCCUCCAAUAAAUCA
Brenthis ino (lesser marbled fritillary) is the source of this 5898-nucleotide messenger RNA. Lineage: Eukaryota; Metazoa; Arthropoda; Insecta; Lepidoptera; Nymphalidae. The record is from the annotation of a GenBank genome assembly.